AUGACUACCAACGACCAACCUAUCAAAAUGGCCAUGUCUAUCGACGGUGCCAAAAGUAUCAAGAUCGAAGAAGAUGACACGAUUGUCUUCACCAUGAACGAAGGCCCUCCCGUUGAACUCAAGUUUGUGAUGCCCUUUGUCCACAAGAAGGAAGGUCAGGAUGAAGGUUACGCGACUCCCAUGGCGAAGCCCGGUUCUUCUGAUCCAUCUGGCAAGCGUGCAGCCAAGGUUGGAUUUCUCAGUCCAGAGAGCACCAAGAGCAACAAGAGCAACAAGAGCGACGUUCACAUGGCGUCUCCUCCCUUUGCGUCUCCUUCCAUUUGCGAGAGUAGCAUGGGCUCUCCAUCUCCAUUCAAAGGAAGUUCCGUCAUCAAUGCCUAUGACCAGGGAUUCUCUCAAGAGACCGCGUAUUUGAGCGCUUCGGAACUUUGCCUCGACUACGAAGAGGAAGAAGUCGAAAAGCUUUCUGAAACGCUUGCUAAGCUUGGAAGUCCCGGCUCCACCCCAUACUAUGACUAA
Molecule: messenger RNA, 519 nt
Organism: Seminavis robusta
Lineage: Eukaryota; Bacillariophyta; Bacillariophyceae; Naviculales; Naviculaceae
Source: the annotation of a GenBank genome assembly